Messenger RNA from Durio zibethinus, 1175 nucleotides. Its product is annotated as B3 domain-containing transcription factor FUS3-like. NCBI's taxonomy places the organism in Eukaryota, Viridiplantae, Streptophyta, Magnoliopsida, Malvales, Malvaceae. The record is from RefSeq and is a predicted model, not a curated record. Gene Ontology annotation, molecular function: DNA binding; DNA-binding transcription factor activity.
UAAAGCCUUUUUUUCUUUGCUUUCCUUUCUAUUUUUGUUCAGCCAAUUGAGCUUAGGCCCAAAAAACCCUGAUGAUGGCUGCAGCUACUCCUAGUGUUCAUAAGAAACCCGAGGCCUUUGCUUUGUUGGCAGGUGUUGAGGGUGUCACUGUGGAAGGGGACAACACCCAUCAAAUCUCGGGUAGAUCCGGGUUGAGCCGUGACCUUGUCGCUGCUGUGCCAAGCUUUGGUGUUAACAGGAAGAAAAGGAUGGCUAGACAAAGGAGAUCAUCUUCCACCAUCAAACUUCUCUCUUUUACUAACUCCUCCAGUAGCUCGCACGUGCCAUCGUCCACUCUACCCGGACGUGUUAUUGAUCCAAAGAGAUUGAGAUUUCUUUUCCAGAAGGAACUUAAGAACAGUGACGUAAGCUCUCUCAGAAGAAUGAUACUCCCAAAGAGAGCAGCAGAGGCUCACUUACCUGUCCUUGAGUCCAAAGAGGGGAUUCUUAUCAGCAUGGAUGACUUGGAUGGCCUGCAUGCGUGGAGCUUCAAGUAUAGGUUUUGGCCUAAUAACAAUAGCCGUAUGUAUGUACUGGAAAAUACUGGGGAAUUUGUUGACACACACGGAUUACAACUUGGGGAUUUCAUCAUGGUGUAUCAAGAUAGUCAAAAUCAAAAUUAUGUAAUCCAGGCUAAGAAGGCCUCUGAUCAAGAUGUAUAUACAGACAUAGCUAGAAAUGGCGUGAAUGACAUUUCUCUCCAUGAUUAUGAGGUUAGUAAAUCCAGCUCCUCCUACUAUUAUUAUUAUCCCACGAUGGACGAUGGUGGCAUGUCAUUUAUCUAUGACACGACCUUCUCAAAUGACUCUCCACUUGAUUUCCUGGGUGGAUCGAUGACCAACAACUAUUCAAGGAUGGGAUCCCUGGAAAGCUUUGGGUCGGUUGAAAACUUGUCCCUUGAUGAGUUUUAUCAAGUUUAAUUAAUUACAAUAUUAUUGGUACUGUUAUUUUGUUAAACAAAAUUAGCUGGCACUGCAAACUUCAAUUUCGUCUUCAAGUUUUCUACUUUUGCAUCAAAAUCUCAGCAGAUAUAGUCCAAUGAAAAUAAUAAUAAUAAUAAAUAAACAAGUGAAAGAAGUUGUAGGUAUUCCUAUCCUGUGUUUCUUUUGACAUGGACAUGACUAUAUCUACUACUA